Molecule: messenger RNA, 333 nt
Organism: Pseudocercospora fijiensis CIRAD86
Lineage: Eukaryota; Fungi; Ascomycota; Dothideomycetes; Mycosphaerellales; Mycosphaerellaceae
Exons: 2
Coding region: 1-333 (110 amino acids)
Source: RefSeq, a predicted model, not a curated record
AUGCACCACAUCAUCUCUACCUCCCUCUUCCUCGUAUCCCUAACCUCGACCUCCGUCCUGGCAGCAGACUACCAAUUUCACGUCUACGGCCUGACAGCCGCCUGCCCCAGCAACAGGGACUGCAACUACUCUUUCAAUGUCCUCGGCAAUGAAACCGAUGCCUAUCCAGCUUUCGAUGCAUAUUGUACAGCUCGAACAAUGCCACGAGACUCCACGUAUCGACCAUGCGAUCUCAAGAGCGGUGCUGUGCAGGGAGUGGAAGCAUGGUUCAGUCUUGGAACCGACCCACAGACGCCGAGUCAAAACUAUCGGGAGACUGCACUACGCAAGUAG